AUGAGCUGGAGUCGGCUCCUCGGCAGCUGGUAUAACUGGUGGCUCUCGGGAGACGCGUCUCAGGCUGGGGCUUGGCGGGGUGACGGGCCUUUAGGGAGGCCUUAUGGGGACUACAGCCACUACGCCAGCCAGGGUCCAGGCUGGCACAGCGAGACCGCCAGCUCCUCCUACUUUCUGGAGCCACAGAGAGAGCAGGAAUUGUGUGUGGCACCCGCUUCCUCCGGGUUGGCAGAGAGAGAGCUGUUUGAUCCAGCGGAAACCCCUUCUGGCUGCUCUGACUUUCACGCCUGGCUCCCCUCGUCCGGGCCCACCAUCCCUUGCCCGCUGGCUGCCCGCCUGCCUUCCCCGUGGGCUGUACAGCCUCCCCAGCCCGGCCCAGGGAGGGAGCUGCAGGGGCCCCCAGAAAAAGCCACAGCUGCCCAGCCACCAAUGACCCUGCUGCCUACGCCCAAUGGCAGUGGGCUGAGCUGGGAGUUUGACGGCCUCUGGCCAGAGAUCCCAGAGAGGUCCCCGUGUGUGGCUGGCGUCAUCCCUGUCAUCUUCUACAGUAUCCUGCUGGGUCUGGGGCUGCCUGCCAACCUUGUGACUGCCGUGACGCUGGCCCGCCUUUCUGCCAGGACCAAGAAGCCCUCCUACUGCUACCUUCUGGCGCUCACGGCCUCUGACAUCCUCACCCAGGUGGUCAUUGUGUUCAUGGGCUUCCUCCUGCAGGGCGCUGUGCUGGCCCGCAAGGUGCCCCAGGCUGUGGUGCGCACAGCUAACAUCCUGGAGUUUGCUGCCAACCACGCCUCAGUCUGGAUCGCUGUCCUGCUCACGCUCGACCGCUACAGUGCUCUGUGCCACCCCCUGCACCACCGGGCUGCCUCGUCCCCAGGCCGGACUCGCCGUGCCAUUGCUGUUGUGCUUGGGACUGCCCUGCUGACUGGCAUCCCUUUCUACUGGUGGCUGGAUGUAUGGAGGGACACAGACCCCCCCAACAUGCUGGACAAGGUCCUCAAAUGGGCUCACUGCCUCAUUGUCUAUUUCAUCCCUUGUGGUGUCUUCUUGGUCACCAAUUCGGCCAUCAUCCGCCAGCUCCGGCAGAGCGGGCAGAGUGGUCUGCAGCCCCACGUGGGCAAGAGCACAGCCAUCCUCCUGGGCGUCACCACACUCUUUGCUCUCCUGUGGGCACCCCGCAUCUUCGUCAUGCUCUAUCACCUGUAUGUGACCUCCGUCCACCAGGACUGGAGAGUCCACCUCGCCUUAGAUGUGGCCAACAUGGUGGCCAUGCUUAACACAGCAGUCAACUUUGGCCUCUACUGCUUUGUCAGCAAGACUUUCCGGGCCACUGUCCGAGAGGUCAUCCACAAUGCCCACCUGCCCUGCAUCCUGGGGUCACGGCCAGAAGGCAUGGUGGUGGAGCCUGUGCUGAAGGCUCCAGGACUCCCCAAAGGAACAGAAUUGUAG
This is a messenger RNA of Trichechus manatus latirostris (Florida manatee), 1446 nucleotides long. RefSeq names its product G protein-coupled receptor 142 (gene GPR142). Gene Ontology annotation, cellular component: plasma membrane. The record is from RefSeq and is a predicted model, not a curated record. Gene Ontology annotation, molecular function: G protein-coupled receptor activity. Lineage: Eukaryota; Metazoa; Chordata; Mammalia; Sirenia; Trichechidae. The transcript is spliced from 6 exons. The coding region runs from base 1 to 1446 and encodes 481 amino acids. Gene Ontology annotation, biological process: G protein-coupled receptor signaling pathway.